GAGUUAUUGAAGACUCACCAGGCUGAAUGUAUGGUAUCACCUGCAAAUAGUUUUGGCUUGAUGGAUGGAGGGAUAGAUUAUUAUAUUUCCGAGUAUUAUGGCGGCGUAGAUGAACUUAUACCAAUAGUACAAAAGGAGAUAGAUUUGAAUUGGUGUGGUGAACAAAAUGUUGGUACCUGUUUGUUGGUGGAUGUCAAGGAUUUGAUAGAAAAGACGGGAGAUUCUACCGAUCAAAGUAGAAAAAAUCGCCCGCGCUAUAUCGCUCAUUGUCCUACGAUGAGAACACCCAAGGCUUUGGAUGUUAAUGAUGACAUUGUAUAUCGGUGUACUUGGUCUAUGUUAUGUGCUGUUAAAAAACAUAAUGCCAAAGUGCUCGCGGGAGAUAUCAGACACCGGCGCAUAAAUGCAGUUAUAUGUGCAGGAUUUGGGACUGGCGUCGGUGGGUAUCCAGAAAAACUUUGUGCCAAACAGAUGAUGUUGGCUGUUCGAAAUUUUGUUGAAGCUCCUGCGAACACUAAUCCUCGUCCAAAAGCUGAGUUUGAGGAAACAUGGGGGG
This is a messenger RNA of Acaulospora morrowiae, 556 nucleotides long. The record is from the annotation of a GenBank genome assembly. NCBI's taxonomy places the organism in Eukaryota, Fungi, Glomeromycota, Glomeromycetes, Diversisporales, Acaulosporaceae.